This is a messenger RNA of Rotaria sp. Silwood2, 384 nucleotides long. NCBI's taxonomy places the organism in Eukaryota, Metazoa, Rotifera, Eurotatoria, Philodinida, Philodinidae. The record is from the annotation of a GenBank genome assembly.
AUGAAAAAUAUUCCAUUAACUCAGACGGAAUAUGCCACCAUUCGAUGUGAAGGUGUGCCUGAGAUCAAAAUCAAUAACUUUUCGGAGAUCAUGGCCAAGAUAACAGAUUGUACGGUACGACUGGCUGGUGAAAAAUAUAACGUUUCUCCAAAGCCUAUUUAUUUAACUGUCUAUAAGAAAGAUAUUCAAGCAGAUUUAACACUUAUUGAUUUACUAGGUAUUACUCGUAAUCCGAUUAAUGGACAAUCAAAAACUAUUUAUAAAGAUAUAGUUGAACUUAUUGAAACCUAUAUUAAACCACAAACAGCUAUUGUCUUACAUGUGAUUCCUUCAUCUGUGGAUUUUACAACUUCUGAAUCGAUUCAACUUGCCAAAAAAAAAUGA